AUUAUAGAUGGUGUAAUGUAAACUAAUCUUCACUCCAAAACAUCUGCGUAGAAAACAGGACUUUUUUAUUUUUAUUUUUUAAUUUCUAUAAUAUAUUUAUUAAAUAAAAUAAAUAAAAAGAAAAAACAGGUGCAACCAAAAUGAAGCAUCACAACAGCAAACCUCCCACCUUCCACCCAACUCAAAAUCCAAAUCUCUCCCAACACUAACCCCACCCCCGCAAAAUCUGCAGCAGAUUCCCAACUCAACCUGAAUCCUAUUUUCCCCCAAUUUGAUGGGAAGAUGAAGAAGUUGAAGAAAUACUAUCUCCAGCUCAAACACCCCCACAAAAUGGAGCGGAAAUGGAUCUUCCCUCUCGCCAUUGGCGCCCUCGUCUCCCUCUUCCUCCUCUUCCUCACCACCCUCACCUCCCCCGACGGCGUCCCUCUCUUCCCACUCCGCCGCUACUACUCCUCCUCCUCCGCCGCCGCCGCCUCCAUCUUCGUCGAGUCGCGCCUCAACCCCCUCCCGGUCCCCGACCUGCCGCCGCCGCCGCGCUUCGCCUACUUGAUUUCCGGCUCCGCCGGCGACGGCGCCAUGCUCCGCCGCACGCUGGAGGCGCUCUACCACCCCACUAAUCAGUACGUGGUGCACCUCGACGGCGAGAGCUCCGCCGAUGAGAGGCUUGAUCUGUACAAUUACGUAAUUGCCCAUCCCAUUUUUCGUAGAUUCAAAAAUGUUCGAAUGAUUACCAAGGCUAAUUUGGUAACUUACCGCGGGCCGACGAUGGUGGCCAACACGCUGCACGCGGCGGCGAUUCUGCUGCGGCAGGGUGGGGACUGGGACUGGUUCAUCAAUCUCAGUGCCUCGGAUUAUCCUCUGGUUACUCAAGACGAUCUGUUGCAUACGUUUUCAUUCUUGCCAAGGGAUCUCAAUUUCAUUGAUCACACAAGUAACAUUGGAUGGAAAGAGUUUCAGAGGGCGAAGCCGAUCAUCAUUGAUCCGGGGCUGUAUAUGACCAAGAAGACUGAUGUGUUUUGGAUCACACAGAGGAGAAGUGUGCCAACUGCUUUCAAGCUCUUUACAGGCUCUGCUUGGAUGGCACUCUCCCGACCUUUCAUCGACUACUGCAUAUGGGGAUGGGAUAACCUACCCCGAACAGUCCUCAUGUAUUACGCAAACUUCAUAUCUUCCCCAGAAGGCUACUUCCACACCGUCGUUUGCAAUGCGCCCCAAUUCAGCAAUACCACGGUGAACAGCGACCUUCACUUCAUAUCUUGGGACAACCCUCCCAAGCAGCACCCACACUACCUAACCGUUGAUGACAUGCAAAGAAUGAUCGAUAGUAAUGCCCCAUUUGCUAGGAAGUUCCAUCAUGAUGACCCGGUGCUGGACAGGAUCGACUCUGAACUUCUGCUCCGGGGCAAAGACAUGCUUGUCCCCGGCGGCUGGUGUGCAGGUAGUGGUGAAAACGGGACGGACCCUUGUUCUGUUGUGGGUAAUGUCACGGUUCUCAGACCGACUUCCGGUGCCAAAAGAUUGGAGAAACUUACGAGUUUCCUCUUAUCGGAUAAUAAUUUCCGCCCACGGCAGUGCAAAUAGCAAAAGCAGAUCUUCUCAAUGGCCAUUUUGUUUAUGGUGUCACAAAAUGUAGAUGGCAAGAUGGGAUAAAUAUUAUAUUUCAGUUAGGAGGAAAAUACUGCUCAGAGCUCGAUUUUCAGUUCUAAUUAGUAUUCAUCGCGAAGAAGUAGAGAAUGGCAGACCUUCAAUUGGCGGGCUUCUAUGAUGGUACGCUUUGUCCUGACCUUGAUUCUUGACCUUGAUGAUGACUCGUAGAUUUUGAGGUCCUUGCAGUUCCCUUUAUCAGCAACGGGCGCGAAGUACUAUUAGGGGCCCUUCUCGGUGUGGUGGAUCGUGGCAAGCGUACAACCUUUUCUUGUCGUGCUUCUUCCUGCAUUGCAUUCUCCCGGUACCAUUUUGCUUUCAUUUGAACAGUAUUAAGCAAUAUAUAUAUAAGAGUAAACGAGAGAUACGAGGUUUGGGAUCUUUGUUUGUUCGUAUGUUGUCUGUACGUGCCAUGUGUAUACCUUUUGAUAACAUUGCUCAAUGAUCAAAAUCUUCCUCUUCUUGCGGCCAUUUUUUUCUUUUAAUUUGUAGUUUGAGUUUAGUUUAAAUCCAUGUUGGCUGCAAUAUUUUUUUUCUUUGAAUGUAGUGUGCUACUAAUGAUUUAUGUAACGAUGAUUCCACUAUUUUUUUUCUGGACACGAAAUCGGAGUUGUACAAUUUACUUGCUUA
Molecule: messenger RNA, 2274 nt
Organism: Salvia miltiorrhiza (redroot sage)
Lineage: Eukaryota; Viridiplantae; Streptophyta; Magnoliopsida; Lamiales; Lamiaceae
Product: beta-glucuronosyltransferase GlcAT14B-like
Exons: 4
Coding region: 283-1581 (432 amino acids)
Cellular component (GO): membrane
Molecular function (GO): glucuronosyltransferase activity
Source: RefSeq, a predicted model, not a curated record